Hemibagrus wyckioides is the source of this 3025-nucleotide messenger RNA. RefSeq names its product 5-methyltetrahydrofolate-homocysteine methyltransferase reductase (gene mtrr). Bases 251 to 2341 code for a protein of 696 amino acids. Gene Ontology annotation, biological process: homocysteine metabolic process. Gene Ontology annotation, molecular function: FMN binding; [methionine synthase] reductase (NADPH) activity; flavin adenine dinucleotide binding. The record is from RefSeq and is a predicted model, not a curated record. NCBI's taxonomy places the organism in Eukaryota, Metazoa, Chordata, Actinopteri, Siluriformes, Bagridae. The transcript has 16 exons. Gene Ontology annotation, cellular component: cytosol.
CAGAACACGUGUUUUGUCAUGUUUCAUUUAAGUAGUAUUUCCGUUGUGGAAGAGAGCCCUGUAUAAAUCUGUCAUAUGUCAAGAAUAAACACUUUAGGAGGCUAAGAGGGGCUGUUAUUAUUAAUAUAAAGAUUUGUUUUGUUUAACCUUCACAUGAUCACCGAGUGUAAGGUUUCAUCCGAAGCUGGACAGGACUCCUUUAGGUGAAUAUUGGGAGCCGACUCUUUAAGUCCACAGUGUCCAUGUUAUCAUGCCCCAUGGGGUUUCGCCUUCUUGCUUCCUGAUACUGUACGGGUCCCAAAAAGGUCAAGCACAGUCUAUAGCCGAGCAGCUCUCAGAUCAGGCCGCCGAGCAUGGCUUUGAAGCAGAGGUCAGCUGCCUGAGCAAGGAGGACAAGUACAACUUGGAGAAAGUGCACAGCCCUGUGGUUUUUGUUGUUUCCACGACUGGAGAUGGUGAACCUCCAGACACAGCGCUGAAAUUCGUGAGGAAGAUCAAGAAGAAAUCUCUGCCCCGUGAUCACUUCUCUCAUCUGAACUAUGCACUGUUAGCUUUGGGGGACACCAAUUAUACAAAUUUCUGCAAUUGUGGAAAAACCAUUGACCGCCGUCUGCAGGAACUGGGCGCAAAUCAUUUCUAUGCAACUGGUCUUGCUGAUGAUGGUACAGGGCUGGAAGUAGUGGUGGACCCGUGGAUUGAUGGACUUUGGGACGCUCUAAAGAAGAUAUUUACCAAAAUGUCCGACUCUGAUCUCAUUAGUGACAAUUCUCUAAACAGUACUCAUCAGUCACUAACCAUUCAGGAGAAACUCGAGUCGUCUGCACAAAGCCUCCAACUGCUGGAUAUUAGCGAUGCAGAUGGAGGAAAAUCCAAACCGGAAUCCGAAGCCGAGAGCCAUGAUGCGGAAAAUCCUUUGGAGGCGUCUUUGAAUCGAUCCGUCGCUCCGCUCUCUCAGUCUUCACUGAGCAUCCCUGCACUUCCUCCAUCUUUCCUGGAGUUGUGUUUGGGAGAUGUGCCUGCUGGAGAGGAAGAAGGUCACGUUGUUGCACAAGACUUUCACGAAGCGCCGAUUUCAAGAGCACUCUGUUUAACUCGAGAUGAUGCAGUGAAACCGGUCAUCCUGCUUGAGCUCGAUAUCAAGGAUAAGAAUAUCUCAUACGAGCCGGGCGAUGCGUUCGACCUCCUCUGUCCAAACAGAGACAAGGAAGUGGAAGAUUUGCUUCACAGACUGGGGCUACAUGACAAAAAGAGUCAUUCUGUUCACCUGCAGCUGCUGAAAAACACUAAAAAGAAGGGAGCACGAGUACCUGCCUACAUCCCAGAAAAGUGUACACUACAGUAUCUUCUGACCUGGUGCUUGGAGAUAAGGAGUAUACCCAAAAAGGCUUUUUUGCGAUCUCUGGUGGACUACACACAGGAAACUCGAGAGAAAAGGCGUUUGCAGGAGUUGUGUAGUCGUGAGGGAGCUGCAGAUUAUGACAGAUUUGUGAGAAACCCCAGCGCGUGUAUACUGGACCUUCUGCGUGUUUUUCCAUCCUGCAUGCCUCCUCUCAGCCUCCUCAUCGAGCAUUUACCGAAGCUGCAGCCGCGGGCGUACUCCGCCGCGAGCUCCAGUCUGUGCCACCCUGGAAAGGUCUGCAUUGUAUUCAGCGUUGUGGGGUUUCCAGCAUGUGCUGAGCAUCAGCAGAGGACAGGAUUGUGUACAGGCUGGCUAGCGGAUCGUGUGUCGGCCAUCAUCGAGCCCUACGGGACCGAACAGGCUUCACGAGAGAGUGUAGAUUUUGCUGCCUUGCCCAAGGUCCACAUUCGUCCUCGUCUCAACAACACCUUCCACUUGCCCUCUGACCCCACAGUUCCCGUGGUGAUGGUAGGACCAGGGUCAGGUGUUGCACCCUUUAUAGGGUUCCUUCAGCAAAGGGAAAAGGAGCGAGAGAGAAAUCAGGACAGUGCUUUCGGUGAGACUUGGCUUUUCUUCGGCUGCAGACAUAAAGACAGAGAUUUCAUCUUCAGAGAGGAGUUGGAGAGGUUUGUGGAGAACGGAACACUGAACCAUCUGAAAGUGUGUUUCUCUCGAGCUGAGCCGGACACAAACGAUUCGGAACCCAAACCCAAAUAUGUCCAGCAUAACCUAGCCCUUCAUGCCGAGUACGUCACUCGCAUUCUGCUCAAAGAAAACGGCUUUCUCUACGUCUGCGGAGAUGCAAAGAACAUGGCAAAAGACGUGAACGAUACUCUGAUGGAGAUCAUAGGGCAGGAGCUUCAGCUGGACAAACUGGAGUCUAUGAAGACUAUUGCUAAACUGCGAGAGGAGAAACGAUACCUGCAGGAUAUUUGGAGCUAAAGUUUCUGGGUUUGAUUUUGAAUCUCGUUGGUGGCUAGAUUAAUCAUAUAUACAUUAAGUAUAUUAACAUUUCAAAGGACUAUCCCAAACCAGACAUACAUGCCUUUUGUUAUCACGGCAACUGCCUUAUACAUUGUCGUGUUUUAGGAUGUUGCCAUGUUGCUGUUGUGUAUCGACACGUACAAUUCUGCCUUAAUCUCAGGUCCACAGAAUGCUUUCCAGAAAAUGCUGGACACUGAUGCAUUGAAGGUCCAUGGUAAUAUUUUAUUAUUUAAAUAUCAAAUUAUAUUGUAGACCAGACAGAACAGCCCGUGCCUUUUAAGCAUUUUAACGACUGACAGUGACGUCUUCUGAUUCAGAAUUUAUAGGAUAUAUAAUAUAGCCUACGUGGAUGUAACAAAACAGAUAUUGACACAUUUAUUCCAGAUGUGUAGAACAAAUAUUGAACAGGACAGAUUGUGGGAAUACCAUCAGUUCCCAUCUGUUUUUUUUGUUGUUUUUUUUAAUCCAAAUUUGGUUUUAGACAAAUGCGUAGUUCAGAUUCAGCUGUGGUUUCUUGGUCUAUUUUAAAAUCCCUCUCAAUGCUGCACUGAUCUUUUUAUCCAUUACAAAGUACACGUUUCCACUUCUGGUAAUGUACGUGACGAGUCUUUUUUGCGGAGAAUAAAGUCAUGAAACAAGUCA